Messenger RNA from Penicillium griseofulvum, 687 nucleotides. RefSeq lists its product as uncharacterized. The coding region runs from base 1 to 687 and encodes 228 amino acids. The transcript has 2 exons. NCBI's taxonomy places the organism in Eukaryota, Fungi, Ascomycota, Eurotiomycetes, Eurotiales, Aspergillaceae. The record is from RefSeq and is a predicted model, not a curated record.
AUGACUGAUCAUGACAUGAAUGCACCUAGAGCCGGCGGCUCCCAAGCUUCUCAUAAGAGCUAUGAAACUCCUCACCCCCCAACUACAGAAAGCGGUUCGAACGAGCACAACUCCUCUAGUAUGAAUACAUCUUCUAGUGUGGGCUCUAACAAUCCUUACGGCUCUGAUUCCCGCUCUGGCAAUGAGCCUCGCACCUAUCGCGACGACUCUGAGAUGGGCAGUCGAGGUGGCCAUUCCAACUCAGACAACUAUGGAUUGGCGGCAACAGGCAGAGAUGACUUAACCAGCGCUGGUCAAGCUAGCUCAAGCGAUCUAAAUGUCGGUCCUCAUGAUUCACGGACGGCGAAUAAGAUGGAUCCUCGUGUGGAUAGUGAUUUGGACAAUCGUGCUCAAUCCGCUGGAGGUAUCAACCCUCAACGUUCCAGCAACGUCCCGGGCAACACAGCCUCUCAAGAACAGCCUCACACCUCAGGUGUCGACAAUCAUCUAUCUAGCGAAGAUGAUUAUAGCAAAUCCACAGAGGAAACUAAAUCUCAGUCACGACCUACCAACUACGACCCUAGGGGUCAACAGACUAGCGAGGAAAGCCACCACACCGCUACGCAUGAGCAUAAAUCCCACUCCGCUACUACGCACAACAUGCCCUGUCAGACGAGUUUGCAAAACGAACAAGGCACUGAUAGCUGA